Messenger RNA from Symbiodinium pilosum, 546 nucleotides. The record is from the annotation of a GenBank genome assembly. NCBI's taxonomy places the organism in Eukaryota, Dinophyceae, Suessiales, Symbiodiniaceae.
AUGUCCAUGGCCAAGUUCCUGGCUUCGCAGAACGCGCUUUCCGCGUCCUACCGAUCCACAACAACUGUGGAUGUACCAGCUCUACUGCGCAGCCUUCUCUCCCGCGGCCUCCUCUCCAGCCGCCCGCACAGCUCGCCCUUCUCGGCAGAUCUGAGUCGAAAUUCCGAUCUUGAGGCAAUACACAACUGGCUCGCCAGUGCACUACCAACCCACCGCAUUCGCGGUGUUCUGCGGGUUGAAUGCAGUGGAGCAGCGGCAGCUGCAUACAGCAGUGUCUCCUCCACGCUCGGGCCAGAGAGGCUGCUGUGGCAUGGUACCUCGUGGGAUUGCGUAGGAAACAUCGCGCAGAAUGGUUUCAAUCGUGGCUACAGUGGGCGACAUGGCUCCAAGCUGGGCCGAGGCAGCUACUUUGCCGAAGAGCCUACUUUCGCCUUGCGUUUCUGCGGGCGGCGCGAGCCGAAGGCGAUUUUCCUGGCAGGCUGCGGUUUCUAUUCGGGUGCAUUGGCCUACAACAGAAGAGUCAAAGCAAUCAAUUCUCUUCAAUGA